Molecule: messenger RNA, 957 nt
Organism: Leptopilina heterotoma
Lineage: Eukaryota; Metazoa; Arthropoda; Insecta; Hymenoptera; Figitidae
Product: TBC1 domain family member 5 homolog A-like
Exons: 2
Coding region: 181-906 (241 amino acids)
Source: RefSeq, a predicted model, not a curated record
GUGGCUGGAGGAACAAUACAACUAGUGAAAAAAAAAUCCCCUUUGUCUACAAAUUCAGAACAUGGAAUUAUUUUCAUUCGAUUUUACAUAAAUUUGAAAUUGACUUGAAAGUUGAAUUGAAAUUCAACUUUCAAAAAUAUCGAAUUUUAGUUUGAUAAUAAAGAAGAAGAAGAAGAAAAAAUGAACAAGGAAGCUUCGGGUACGGAAGCUGGGGCAAAUUCAUCUGAUAAAGAUAAACUCUAUGAGGAACGUGGUCCAAAGACAAUUGUACGACUAUUGACAGUAGGAGCUUAUAUGUUUUCAGUGAGUUUCGCCGCACUUGUUCUCAGUGGUUAUUAUAUCUUUUUUUGGCACCCACCCAAUUCUCGACUAAUUCACGCUCACGCUUCUCAUUUGCGAGCCGAUAAUGAAAUGGAUUUUAUGGCUGCCGAUUCAUUGACUGUUAUUCGUGUUGAUAAAUCAAAUCAAUCUGAAAUUACAAAUGACAAUAAGUUUCAUGGAAUUGAUCUCGACAAUAGAUACUCUUAUGUUUCGAAUUUUAAUCAGAAAUUUAAUCAGAAUUUUAAUCAGAAUGAGGAAGAGUUGAGAAGACAAAGGGAGGAAGAAAAUCGAGGAAAUGAUUUGGCUAAGAAAAUGGACACCAAUAAAAUCAAAUCCAACGAAGAGACAUCACACCAAAAAUCAAUUGAAAAUACUCAAUUGUCAAUGAAUAAUAAAAAUUUAACAACUGAAAGGCGGAAAAUUUCUACAAAUAAUGAAAUAACAAAUGAAAAAGCAAAGAAGUCAGAUAAUUCAAUGUCAGCAGAGAAAUUGAGUCAAGAAAACUCAAAGAAAACCAAUGAAAAAUAUAAUUCUUUAAAUUCCGAUAAUAUCAAGAUAUUCAAUAAUUUUUUAAAAAUUUUGUAACAAACGAAUUUAUAAAUUUUCUUUUGUAGAAUUUUUUUUUUUAAUAAUAGG